AUGGUGGGGCCGCGGCAUCAGGUAGGGGGACGCUCUAGGCCGCGGCGGCGCUGGAGGGACAACGGGAGGGGCGACCAUAGAGAGCGGCGGGGGCGAGGGCGCCCCCAAGCGGACGGAGCUGGGAGCCGCCGCCGGGGCCUCCGUCCCUGGAACCCUCCGGCUGCCUUGGGAAGGAUCCAGAUGCGGAUCCGGUUGUUCCAGUUCCACCUCAGCACUGGGAUGCGGCCCCACAGCUCCUACAAGCAGCUGCAGCCGCUGCCCCUUGGAGUCAAUGGGAUUCCUCACUUCUGGAACGCCGCCCCCCCCCUGCCCGCCCAGCGCUGCUGGGGUAGGGGGGGCCUUGCUCUACUCCUUGCCCUCUUCCUCCUCCUCCUCCUCCUCCUCAUCCUCAUCCUGCUCCGGAUCGGACCCCAGUGGAGCCACGGCACCGGCGGUGAUGGCAGAGCCUGCAGAGCCUCGUGCCGCAUCACCCUUGUGGAGAGCAUCCCAGAGGGGCUGAGCUUCGGCGCCGGCUCCCCCCGGAACCCCUCCACCUUUGCCACCUGGAAGCAGCUCCUGGGCUCCGUCCGGCACAGCCUGGACAUCGCCUCCUUCUACUGGACCAUGACCAACGCCGACACCGGCACUGCCGAGCCCUCGGCCGCCCAGGGGGAGCAGAUCCUGCAGGAGCUGCUCCGGUUACCGGAGCGCGGCGUCGCCGUCCGCGUCGCCGUCAGCCGCCCAUCGGCAAAGGCCCCGCUCGAUGAUCUCCUGGCGCUGGAGCGGAGCGGCGCCGCGGUGCGCACCGUGGACCUGCCGCGCCUGACGGGGGGGGUUCUGCACACCAAGUUCUGGCUGCUCGACGGCGCCCACCUCUACGUGGGCAGCGCCAACAUGGACUGGAGGUCCCUGACCCAGGUGAAGGAGCUCGGCGCUGCCGUCUACGACUGCCCCUGCUUGGCCCAAGACUUAGGCAAGAUCUUCGAGGCCUAUUGGGCUCUCGGCGUUGCCGGCGCCGCCAUCCCGGUGCCGUGGCCGGCGAAUUACUCCACCGCCUUCAACGCGGAGACGCCGCUGGAGCUGCUCCUCAACGGCACCGCCGCCGCCGUCUACUUCUCGAGCUCCCCGCCGCCGCUUUGUGCCGCCGGUCGCACCGAGGACCUCAGUGCCCUGCUCAGCGUCAUCGAUGCCGCCCAGGCCUUCGUGGACGUGGCGGUGAUGAGUUUCCUGCCCACCACCGAGUUCUCCCACCCACAGAGGUUCUGGCCGGCCAUCGAUAACGGGCUGCGGCGAGCCGUGGUGGAGCGGCACGUCAGGGUGAGGCUGCUGGUGGGCUGCUGGCGGCACAGCCAGGCCAUCAUGUUCCCCUUCCUCAAGUCGCUGGCGGCCGUCGCCAAUAACCGGACCCGGUACAGCGUGGCCGUGCGCCUCUUCAUGGUGCCGUCGAGCGCGGCGCAGGCGCGGAUCCCCUAUGCCCGGGUCAACCACAACAAGUACAUGGUGACAGAGGCAGCCGCGUACAUCGGGACCUCCAAUUGGUCCGGGGAUUACUUCACCCAGACGGCGGGAUCGGCGCUGGUGAUCAACCAAACGGUGAGUGCCACCGGUACCGGAACCAGCACCGGUACCAGCACCGGUACCAGCACCGGCACCAUCCUGGAGCAGCUACAGGCGGUGUUCGAGCGGGACUGGAGCUCCCAGUACAGCGCCGACAUCGGGGACACCGAGCGCUGGCAGAGCCUCUGUGGCUCCCGGUAGGCACCGGGGAGCUGCAGGCGCCGGCGGCACCGG
Molecule: messenger RNA, 1770 nt
Organism: Neopsephotus bourkii (Bourke's parrot)
Lineage: Eukaryota; Metazoa; Chordata; Aves; Psittaciformes; Psittacidae
Gene: PLD3
Product: phospholipase D family member 3
Exons: 12
Coding region: 1-1737 (578 amino acids)
Molecular function (GO): catalytic activity
Source: RefSeq, a predicted model, not a curated record